Molecule: messenger RNA, 2564 nt
Organism: Saccostrea cuccullata (small rock oyster)
Lineage: Eukaryota; Metazoa; Mollusca; Bivalvia; Ostreida; Ostreidae
Product: nucleolar complex protein 2 homolog
Exons: 18
Coding region: 55-2523 (822 amino acids)
Biological process (GO): negative regulation of transcription by RNA polymerase II; ribosomal large subunit biogenesis
Cellular component (GO): Noc2p-Noc3p complex; nucleoplasm; Noc1p-Noc2p complex
Molecular function (GO): histone binding; transcription corepressor activity
Source: RefSeq, a predicted model, not a curated record
UACAACUAAUUAAUAACGUUGUAAAUAAUACGUCACUUCCACCAAAAGGAAAGCAUGGUACUCUCUGCUAAGAAGAUGAAGAGUAAAAGAAAACUAGCUGAUAUGGAUGUUGAUGAUGGGGAACCAAUUGACAUCACAGCUUUAAAAAGGAAUGCAUCAAAGACUUCGAAAAAAAAAGACAAAAAGAAGGAGGCACCUGCUAAGUCAGCAUCAAUGGAAGACAAACUGAAGAACCAAGACCCUGAAUUCUAUGAAUUUCUAAAGAAUGAAGAUCAGAGUUUACUAAACUUUGAUGACAGUGAUGAUGAUUUGGACGAGGAUGAUUUCAGUCCUAGCGAUGAAUCAUCAGAUGAUGAAAAACAAACAUCUAAACCUGUGUCUGUGAAGGGUAUGAAAGGAAAAGUAGUGGUAGGGAAGAAGAAGGGCACACAGGAAGAAGACCUGGAUGAUAUCCUGUCUACAAGUGAAGAGGAGGAAGAGGAUGAAGAAGGAUCUGAUGCUGAGACAGGGGGAAAAUUCCAUAAACUGCCAUCCAAACUAGAGGUUGACAGUGAUGAAGAUGAUGAGAAUGAAAAAGAAGAGGAAGAAAUUCCAGAGUCAAAGAAGGGGAAGAUGAGAGGCAUACUUGUGACCAGUAAGAUGAUCUCACACUGGAGUAAAGCACUAGAGGAUAAACCAUCAUCUAGUCUGAUAAAGGAUGUUGUCUGUGCAUUCAAAGCUGCUGUUAAGCGGGCUGGCCAUGAAACAGAAGUUAAUAAGUACAGGGUAGAAGGCAGCACAGCAUUCAAUGGCAUUGUGAGACUAUGUCUGGCUCACAUGUCACCUGCACUCCAUAAAGUUAGUGGUGUUCCUCAGACCACAGACCUUCAGAAACCAGUUAUACCCAAUCCACAAAGCAAGAAAUGGAAGGCUGUAAAACUAGAUGUCAAGACUUACUUAUCUCACCUGUUACAUUUGCUGGGUGAGAUGUCAGAAUCGGCCAUGUUAAAUGUCAUCCUGAAGCACGUACACAGACUGGUGGCUUUCUACUCAGUCUUCCCAAAGCUCACAAAACUCAUGAUGAAGAAAAUGAUCUCUCUGUGGAGUAAAGGGGAGGAAACUACGCGAGUGUUAGCUUUCUUAUGUCUGAACAAACUGGUACUGAUCUCCCAAAAAACACUACUGGAACCUUGUAUGAAGCAAAUGUACAUGUCCUAUGUGAAGAACACAAAGUUCACGUCUCCGACCACCAUUCCUCUGAUCAACUUCAUGCAGAUGUCCAUGGUGGAGAUCUUCGCUGUGGAUCCGGUACAGGCCUAUCAGCAUGCCUUCGUCUACAUCAGACAGCAAGCCAUCCACCUGAGGAACGCCAUCACAGUCAAAAAGAAGGAGAAUUGCCAAGCAGUGUAUAACUGGCAGUUUGUUCGGUGUCUGGAGUUCUGGGUUCGAUUACUUUGUAGCAGUCAUCCCAGUGAGGCACUGAGACCCCUGAUUUAUCCCCUCACACAAACCAUUAUAGGAACCAUCAAAUUGAUACCCACAGCUCGGUACUAUCCUCUGAGAUUUCAUCUGAUUCGAGCCCUGAACCGACUCUCUCAGGCUACCGACACAUUUAUACCAGUUCUACCCCUGGUUCUAGAGGUAUUGGAACAAACUGACUUUAAUAAGAGACACAAGACAGUGAGCUUAAAACCAUUCAACUUUGCUUGUAUGCUUAAAUUCUCCAAGGCACAGCUACAAGAAAAAGCAUUCAGGGAUGGCCUGAUUGACCAGUUAUACGAGAUCCUAUUGGAUCAGCUGCACAUCCAUGCCAGCUCUAUUGGAUUUCCAGAACUGGCUCUCCCUGGGAUAAUUCAGCUGAGAGAUUUCAUGAAGAAAUGUAAGAUUGCAAACUACUGUAAGCAGAUCAAGCAAAUUGUGGAAAAAGUGGAUGAGAACAUCAAAUUUAUAACCAACAGAAGAAAGUCCACUAACAUAAGGCUGUCAGAUACAAAGGCCGUGGAAGCAUGGGAGAGAGAAUGCAAAGAGGCCGGAACUCCGCUGGGCAAAUUUUACAGCAACUGGAGGAAACUACGAGACAGAGAACUGCAGCACCAGAUAGCCCAGAAAGACCUGAUAGUUGGCAUGGAUGAGAUGCCUCGGAUAGAGAGAGAAAGAGGCCCAGCCAAGGCAUCAGAGGAGGACAAGAAGGAAUUCAGUGCCUUGUUUGAUGAGGAAUCGGAUACUGAUGAUGAAACCAGGUUCCUUCCCAAAAACGAAAGACCUGCUAAAAAACAAAAGACAAGUCAUGGAGACAGUUCUGAUGAGAGCCAAGACUAUAGUGAUUUUGACAGUGAUGAACUUGAAAUACUAGCCAGAUCAGGGGAUGAAGAAUCUGAUCGAGAUAGUGAAGAAGAUGCUGAAGUUGAUGAUGAUGAUGAUGACAUUGGUGAUGAAGAUGAGGGUGAUGAAGAGGAAGAUGAUGGAUCCCAAAGUGAUGAACAAGAUGAUAUUGAUGAAAAAGAAGAUAUUGUUCAGAACUUUGAAUUAUCAGACUCUGAUUAAUGGUAUUAACAUUGUUUUAAAUAAAAGGAUGAAAUUUUCAA